Molecule: messenger RNA, 1648 nt
Organism: Triticum dicoccoides
Lineage: Eukaryota; Viridiplantae; Streptophyta; Magnoliopsida; Poales; Poaceae
Product: protein COP1 SUPPRESSOR 2-like
Exons: 7
Coding region: 1-1131 (376 amino acids)
Biological process (GO): mRNA splicing, via spliceosome
Cellular component (GO): spliceosomal complex
Source: RefSeq, a predicted model, not a curated record
AUGAGCUCCUCCUCCGCCAUCGCGGCUCCUGCCGUGUGCUCCGGCGUGUGGGACGGCUCUACGGUGGACGACGACAUCAUCGAGCACCUCCGCAAGACGCGCCGGCUCCCUGGCGCGAACCUGGUGCGAGCCCGCGCCGCGCCGGCGGGGGAAAUAAGGCCGGCGCCGGAGGAGGGCGAGCACUUCUUCCCUGGCCACUCGCAGGCGGUCACCCGAGCCAUUAAGGCUGAUCGCGAGGCGCGGAGUGCGAAUGGCGAGGAGAUCGCCGCCAACGCCCCCCUGACCGUCGACGAGCAGCUCCUAAGCAUCGAGACUCGUCUGCGGCCGGCCCACCAGCUGCUGCGCCGGCUUCAGCGCGCUGGUGCUCAGGCGAUCGCUGCCCUGUGGCCAGGCAUGCCGGAGGUCAGGUACACGCAGAAGCUCCGGGAGAGGAAGCUGGGCAUCCCCGCGGCGUCCGUGGCCACCGGCGCCGGCGCCGCCACCGCCACCACUGACGGGUCCUCCGCUCGGGGCCGAGGUGGCAGCGGGGCAGGGGCAGCGGGCGAGGAGGACCUUGUGCUACAGGACACCUUUGCGCAGGAGACCGCUGUUACCAUCGAAGACCCCAAUAUGUUGAGGUAUGUGGAGAACGAGCUGUUGAAGAAGAGGGGCAAGACGAUUGAGGUGAACGACAAGGACGACAAGGACGAGGUGGAUGAGCUCUAUGUCGUGCCGGACCACCUGAAGGUGAGGAAGAAGAACAUGGAGGAGAGCUCAACCCAGUGGACCACCGGCAUCGCUGAAGUUCAGCUGCCCAUCGAGUAUAAAUUGAGAAAUAUUGAAGAAACCGAGGCAGCCAAAAAAUUGCUGCAGGAGAGAAGGCUUGCUGGUAAAACAAAAUCAGAUGCAAACAUUCCAUCAAGUUACAGUGCUGAUUAUUUCCAUCGUGGGAGAGAUUAUGCUGAAAAAUUGCGAAGAGAACAUCCUGAGUUGUACAAAGGUCAAGAUUCACAAGCUAAUGAAAAUGGAGGCAAACCAACAGAUAGUAACAAUCCAGGUGGUCCACCUGCAGGACGUAGAGAAGCUGCUACCGAUGAAUUGUUGCUCGAGCGUUUCCGCAAGCGAGAGAAAUUCCGUGUCAUGCGAAGAUAGCAAUAGCUGACCUAGCAGGCUGCUGGCUUGGCGCUGUUGCCCUUUAAGCAGAAAACAUGUUAGUGGCAACACACGAUUGUCAUAUAUGUUGGGUUAUUCCUGAAAACCCACACUAAAGCAGGUAGGCUCCCUUGGUUGGUUACUCUGCUUCUGCAGCUCCUGUUAUGGAGAAAGAAGCACAGACUUAUUACAGAGGAGCUAUGAAACAGAUUUGAGUGGGUCUGUUUCCUUCAUUGUGCUGCAUCGAUCUGGGGGCUUCAUACAGUUUGAAGUGGAUGUCAAAUUGCAGGAGCCACUCUAAUUGUAGACUCUUAUUUGUAGUGUAGGAGGAAACUCUGUUCACUUUACUAUGCUGAAAGAAACUCUGUUCUCAUUUGUGCUCUCUUCUGCUAUGCUAUGCGUGGGCGGCAUCUUGAGCCAAGGGUGGUCGCAGGUUUUUGUGCAUUUUCUUAUGUUCACUUUAGCCUGGUGCAAUUUUGUGCGCAAUAUACGUUCAUCAAUCUGGCCUGCAAGUGCA